GCCUGGCCAGGCACUCAGGACACCUGCCCCGGCCCCAUCAUGCUCAGAACACGCACCACCUCCGCUGUGCUCCAGCCCCCCUCUCGACCCACCCCACCUGGCAACAGCAGCGAGGAGGAGGCACUGGACACCCGGGAUCCGCUGCUAGCCCAGGCAGAGCUGGCCCUGCUCUCCACGGUCUUUGUGGCUGUGGCCCUGAGCAAUGGCUUGGUGCUGGGAGCUCUAGUGCGGCGGGGCCGGCGGGGCCACUGGGCACCCAUGCACGUCUUCAUCGUCCACUUAUGCUUGGCUGACCUGGCCGUGGCUCUGUUCCAAGUGCUGCCCCAGCUGGCCUGGGAUGCCACCGAUCGCUUCCGUGGGCCUGAUGCCCUGUGCCGGGCAGUCAAGUACCUGCAGAUGGUGGGCAUGUAUGCCUCCUCCUACAUGAUCCUGGCCAUGACGCUGGACCGUCACCGCGCCAUCUGCCACCCCAUGCUGGCAUACCGCCACGGAGGUGGAGCUCGCUGGAACCGGCCUGUACUGGUGGCCUGGGCCUUCUCGCUUCUUCUCAGCCUGCCCCAGCUCUUCAUCUUCGCCCAGCGUGACGUGGGAGAUGGCAGCGGGGUCUUCGACUGUUGGGCCCACUUUGCCGAGCCCUGGGGCCUCCGUGCCUAUGUCACUUGGAUCGCCCUAAUGGUGUUUGUGGCACCAGCCCUGGGCAUCACCGCCUGCCAGGUGCUCAUCUUCCGGGAGAUUCAUGCAAGCCUGGUGCCAGGGCCGGCAGAGAGGGCUGGGGGGCACCGCGGAAGGCACCGGAGAGGCAGUCCCAGAGAGGGAGCCCGGGUGUCAGCAGCCAUGGCCAAGACCGUGAGGAUGACGCUGGUGAUUGUGAUUGUCUAUGUGCUGUGCUGGGCGCCCUUCUUCCUCGUGCAGCUGUGGGCAGCGUGGGACCCAGAGGCACCUCGGGAAGGGCCCCCUUUCGUGCUGCUCAUGUUGCUAGCCAGCCUCAACAGCUGCACCAACCCCUGGAUCUACGCCUCCUUCAGUAGCAGCGUCUCCUCAGAGCUGCGCAGCCUGCUCUGCUGGGCCCGGAGGCGUGCCCCACCCAGCCCAGGGCCCCAAGAUGAGUCCUGUGCCACUGCCAGCUCCUUCCUGGCCAAGGACACUUCCUCCUGAGAAGCCAGGGGGCGCCUUCCUUCCAGAGGCUCUACCAAGUUCAGCUGCCUGCCUGAGGCUGGCCCUAGGGGCUACUGGGAGGGGGGCCGAUUGGGAAUUGGCUCCGGGAUUGUGAGGGGCCCCAGAGGUCAGCUCCUUGGUGC
Molecule: messenger RNA, 1298 nt
Organism: Equus quagga
Lineage: Eukaryota; Metazoa; Chordata; Mammalia; Perissodactyla; Equidae
Gene: AVPR2
Product: arginine vasopressin receptor 2
Exons: 4
Coding region: 40-1155 (371 amino acids)
Biological process (GO): G protein-coupled receptor signaling pathway; positive regulation of vasoconstriction; regulation of systemic arterial blood pressure by vasopressin
Cellular component (GO): membrane
Molecular function (GO): vasopressin receptor activity; peptide binding
Source: RefSeq, a predicted model, not a curated record